Molecule: messenger RNA, 1788 nt
Organism: Sander lucioperca (pikeperch)
Lineage: Eukaryota; Metazoa; Chordata; Actinopteri; Perciformes; Percidae
Gene: tmem19
Product: transmembrane protein 19
Exons: 8
Coding region: 250-1257 (335 amino acids)
Cellular component (GO): membrane
Source: RefSeq, a predicted model, not a curated record
AAGUCGGUCCGUUAACUAACAUGUCCCUCCGGUGUAGCCAUUAAUGUAGCACAGUCGUUUUAGUUUUGUUAGCGUGCUUAGCGUUACUUACUAAAAUAUAUUUGUGAUAUAAAUAUAUCUAUAGAGAAAGAUACAUUCGUCUCAACUGGAAUUAAAGUGUUAAUUGUAGCUAAUUGUUAAAGUAAAAAGUAGUUUUAACGUUAUAAAUCACGAUGGCUCCGAAGAUAACCGCUCGGCCCGUCUGUCACCAUGAACUCUGAUAGUCAUGUGCUGAUGAAAGAGAACAUCAAGAUGAUGACUGAUAUGAUUGUGCUGUGUGCCACUUUGGCACUCUCCCUCUUCUUCUGGGUCCUCUCCCUCAUCAUCAGCACCUACUCCGGAACACUACAGCCUGUGUCACCAUGGCGGUGGUUGUUCUCCAUCUUGGUCCCCCUUGUGCUGACGAUCAGAGCGCUGAAGAGAGGCAGUCUGAACUACUCAGGAGCCCUGGGAGCUCUCCUGGUAGGAUUUGUGUUGACGAUGGCCAACUACAGCUUCUUCUCCUCUCUGCUGGCCUUCUUCAUCACCUCCUCCAAACUGACCCGCUGGGGAGGAGCACAGAAGAAGAAAAUAGACGCUGAGUACAAAGAAGGGGGCCAGAGGAACUGGAUUCAGGUCUUCUGUAAUGGAGGAGUUCCCACAGAGCUGGCACUGCUCUAUAUGAUAGAGGUGGGUCCAGGUGAGAUCCCCAUUGAUUUCAGCAAACAGUACUCGGCCUCCUGGAUGUGCCUCUCUCUACUGGGCGCGCUCGCAUGCUGCACCGGGGACACCUGGGCGUCAGAGGUGGGGCCAGUCCUCAGCCAAUCACAGCCUAGACUCAUCACCACCUGGAAGGAAGUCCCGGCAGGAACAAAUGGAGGAGUCACACCCGUCGGAUUGGUCGCCAGCUUACUUGGUGGACUCGUUGUGGGCGCAGCUUACUAUGUAACACAGCUUCUAUUGGUUGGCGAUCUGAACCUGGCGGACCCCCAGUGGCCAAUCAUAGUGUAUGGCGGUGUGGCUGGCCUGUUGGGAUCGAUGCUUGACUCUUUCCUGGGAGCUCACAUGCAAUACUCAGGCUUUGACGCGAGCAUCGGGAAGGUGGUAAGUUAUGAGUCUGCCACGACCCGGCGGAUCUGUGGGAAACCAAUCUUGGACAACAACGCAGUCAACCUGUUCUCCUCUGUCAUCAUUGCACUCGUCCUGCCAGGGCUGGCGUGGGGGAUGUGGCCUCGAUAGACUGACGACUGCAAUGCAGUGGAGCCGGACGACUAAUAUGAGACAGACUGCUAAUUAUUUAAGACAUUUGAGUUAUAUGUUGGUUGUUGUUGAUCAGAGAAGCAUCACACUAAAAGUUAAUACAACACACUCUCUGCCUGCCCUCCUCUGUCUCUUUGGAAGAAAAAAGAACGUGAAAUACAUACUGAUCUAUGAAAACUUUUAAACUUCUUAACAGUAACUGAUGGACUGAGGAUAUUUACGCAGGUUUUUAGAGAAUGUUUUAUGGCCCGCAUGCAAAUAUGGAAUACUAAUUAAAUGGGCUGUGUUUUUGUUCUGUAUUUUAAAUUUGAUGCUGGUUUGUGCCCGCUUAAUGUGAUGUUCCAGUACUUAAGACUGAUUUCUGGUAUUGUUACGACUAUAAUUUAUGCAGUCUGUUUCCAAAUGAGCCUCAGUCUUUACAGUAUGAAUUUACAUGUCAAUAAUUUAAAAUAAAUUUCCUGCCGUUGGCUGUUCAUACUUUCAAAUAAAAGGUGUUUUUCGUGUGUGUGU